Lolium perenne is the source of this 439-nucleotide messenger RNA. The record is from RefSeq and is a predicted model, not a curated record. NCBI's taxonomy places the organism in Eukaryota, Viridiplantae, Streptophyta, Magnoliopsida, Poales, Poaceae.
AUGACGUCUGAUGAAAUAGGAUACAAAUUAGAGAAUGUGAAGAAGGUGAAUGCUCGGCUGGAUAUAAAUCUGAUGAUGCCGCUGGAAGUGCUUCAGAGCUGGUCGCUGUAUGUGUUUGAUCCAGAAAGCAAGCACUUGUUGGUGAUGGAUCCUACGACGACAUUCUAUGGAGAAGAAGUGAUGCGUUGGGAGGUAAAUGCAAGCAACUGGCAAAUCAAGUACCAUGCAGGCGCACACUUCAACUGCAGCAGUGAACAAAGCGGAGUGUACAUCGUACACUACAUUCGAGAGUUCAACGGGCUGUAUCUGAGGUCAAUCCUAAGUGAUGAGCGGAUAGAGUACCUUCGCAAGACCAUGGCAUACCAGCUUGCCACUAUGAAGGGGAAUGCUGGAGACCUUCCUGACUUCAUGAUCCAGAUUGUCAUCUAGUCGAUCCGGA